AUGCACAGCUCGACAGCAGCCUUCCUUCUCGCCCUGCUGGGCACGGCGAGUUCCUCCCCUCUCACGAUCCAGCCCCGUCAGGCCGACUUCUCAGGGAAUCAGCAAGAUGGUCUCGCCGCCGGGUGCCAGUCCAUGAUCGUCAUCUUUGCCCGCGGCACCACCGAGGGAGGCAACGUUGGGACCAUUGCCGGCCCGCCCUUCUUCCAGUCCCUUGCGACUCAGGUCGGCGGCAGCCUUGCCGUCCAGGGUGUCGAGUAUCCCGCCGAUAUCCCCGGUUUCUUGGCCGGAGGUGACGCCAACGGAUCCCAAAUGAUGGCCACUCUUACUGAGCAAGCCAUCACCAACUGCCCCAACUCGGCCGUCAUCAUGUCUGGAUACUCCCAGGGUGGACAGCUCGUCCACAACGGUGCUGCGAUGAUGCAGCCUGACAUGGUGGCCAAGGUUGCUGGUGCCGUUAUUUUCGGUGACCCGCUCAACGGACAAGCUGUCCAGGGCGUGGAUGCCGCCAAGACCAAGGUCAUCUGCCACAACGGCGACAACAUCUGCGAGGGCGGCAACCAGAUCCGCCGCGCUCACUUGACGUACGGCAAUGACGCUGAUGAGGCUGCCACCUUUGCUGCCUCGAUGAUGCCGGCUGCUGCGGCCCCUGCUGCGGCUUGA
Messenger RNA from Colletotrichum abscissum, 660 nucleotides. RefSeq names its product cutinase. The transcript has 2 exons. Gene Ontology annotation, cellular component: extracellular region. The coding region runs from base 1 to 660 and encodes 219 amino acids. Gene Ontology annotation, molecular function: cutinase activity. Lineage: Eukaryota; Fungi; Ascomycota; Sordariomycetes; Glomerellales; Glomerellaceae. The record is from RefSeq and is a predicted model, not a curated record. Gene Ontology annotation, biological process: carbohydrate catabolic process.